UAAUGUAACUGCUCGGUUCCUGAAUAAACAGUGAAGUGAUAGCAGGGAGUGUUUCUUACUUUGCGGAACCAAGUUACCACACACAUGUACGACAAGUAUUAAGAUAACAGUAGAAAAUACUACGUUUCCCAGAGUUCCCCGCGCACUGCACCAAACUGAAUUCGAUCCACGCGCUCCACCUACCGGCUCCAACAGUGACCACUGCUGCUGGUGACAAGCUGAUGAGUCGCGUGCGUGUGGCGGCGGCAGCAGCAGCAGCAUCACCCCGGUCAAACCACCGCGGCACCGCAGCGAUACUGAACAGGUGUAGUUAGCUGACAAACAGCCAUGCUGAAAGCGGGCGCCACCAAGAUGGGGCUGCCCAAGCCGGGACUCCAGGAGCGAGCCAAACAAUCCUCCUUGGUCCCCUCCUCUUCCUCCAGCACCUCCACAGCCAUGAAAACCUCCAGAUCCUCCAACAUGCUUGCCUCAGACCAGCGUCUCAGCAGGCUUAAAAGAGCAAGCAGCGAUGAUGCCUUGACAAAGCCUGCACUGGGAGCUGCCGCAUCAGGCUCGAGGAUGAGGAAGACCGUAACCACAGGAGCCAUCUCAGAUCUGGCUGAGGCCCGUCCUCGCAGCCUGUCUGGUGUUCAAGCAGCCAAGAAGUCUGGUAUUCCAGCCCCUAGAGAAAUCCCUUCCACCAUAACAAGAGACCGCAUCUCUCUGAAGGACCAGCUGCGGAGCUCCUCCACAAAGAGAAUGGUUUCUAGCACCAGUACUUCCAGCCUCUCUAACCUGUCAAAGACGCGUUCUUUAACUAAGUCCCGUGGAGAUGCGGAGGGCCAGGAAAAGGGCCUUCUAGAGUGCCAGGUGAAGGAGCUGCUGGCUGAGGCUAAGGCUAAAGACUUGGAAAUCAGCAAUCUCAGGAUGGAGUUACAGCGCUGCAAAGAUAAAGCCUCCUCUGCUUCCUCUUCGCCCUCGUCUCACUCUGUCUCACGCCAAGAAACUGCUGUUGAUCGAGAGCAGGAACAGGUGAUGGAGGCACUUGUUCUAGUUGGGGAGCUGAGGGAGAAAAACGGGAAGUUUCAGAGAGAGUUGGCGGCACUCAGAGAGGAGAACCAGGUGCUGAAGGAAAAGCUGCUUUGCUUGGAGGCUUCUCCACUCUCUAGUACAAGCCCAAGCUCUCCCUCUAAACCCUUGGUGAAUGGCCUGCCCUCAGACUCCAACUCCUCAGCUUCACAACAAGACAGCCCCCCUCCUACUGCCAGCCCACUCAAAACCUCUGUUUCCUCCAGCUCUGAUAUCACCAAGGACUCACCAUCACCUGACUCCUCCGAGUUUGAGAAGAUUCCGUCAUGUUCAGAAUCAGUGAGCAGUGGCGUAAGCGGUGAAAUGGUUGCAGCAGCGCCCAUUACCAAUGCACAGGGACGGGAAGUGCAGAGCCUAACUGAACAGAUUCACAAGAUGGAGGAAAGCCACCACAGUACAGCAGAGGAGCUGCAGGCAACAUUGCAGGAGCUGGCCGACCAGCAGCAGGUGGUACAGGAGCUGACGGCUGAAAACGAGCGUCUGGCUGAGGAAAAGCGUCUCUUGCAGACUUCACUCCAACAGCAAAGGGAACGCGUGGAGGUGCUUGCCCAGAAGAAUGAGGCGCUGGCUGUGCGACUCCAGGAGCAAGCCCAAUCUCAGGCCAAGAGGGAGGAGGAGCUGGGCGGCCAAGGGCCCAGGCUGGCUGAGCUGGAGCAGAGGUAUUCUGAACUGGUGGAGAGCUCACACUUCGAACGGGAGAAACUGGUGGACAUCCAGCAGCAACUGACCGGCAGCCUGCGAGUUCUGGAGGAGGAGCACCAGGAGGCCCAGGGCCAGGUGCGCUGCCUCAGAGAGGAGGUGGACAGAUUGCAAGCCCAGUUGGACAGGGAGCUGGAAGUUGUAGGUCAGGCAGCACAGGUUGCAGAGGAGCAGAAGGUAACAGCAGAAUGUCUCCGAUUGGAAAACAGCAGACUGAAGGCACAGGUGGACAUUGAGAGACAAAAGGUAGGUGAGCUGAAGGCCAUGCAAAGUGCCAGUGACAGCACGGAGCUGCAGAGCCUGCUGAAGACAGCCCACACUGAGAGAGACAGGCUGGAAAUGGAGCUGACAGAGCUGAGACAGGAGCUGCUAAAGGCCCAGGCUGAUACUGAACAUGUGCAAGCCUCAAUGUCCAAGGUGGAGGCCAAAUGCCAGCAAAUUCAGGAGUGGGCUGAGAGGAGAGAGCAGGAGUUCAGCAGCCAGCUGACUUCCCUGGAAGAUGCUGCGAUCCAGGCUGAGAAGCACGUGAAGGAGCUGAAGGAGACCAUCUUUGAACUGGAGGACCAGGUGGAGCAGCAGAGGGCCAUUAACUGUCACACCAACCAAGCUGUCCUGGACAUGGAGAAUCUCGCUAAAAAGCUGGAGGAGCAGAAAACUGAAGCAGAGAGACAGCUGAAAGUCUUGAAUAGACAGAUGAAGGACGAGAAAGAGGAGUGGCGCCGCUUCCAGGCAGACCUCCAGACGGCAGUAGUGGUGGCCAAUGACAUCAAGGUGGAGGCUCAGCAGGAGCUGCGCACCCUCCGCAGGCAGCUGCAGGAGGAGCAGGAUCGCAGCUCAAAGCUUUCUGCCGACCUAGAAGCCCUGCAGGGAGUCAGGUCCCAAGGUGACGAGGUGAGGGCGUCCGACUCUGACACCAACCGCCACUGGUGUGGUAUCUCCAUGAUCCCGACCACGCCCACCGAUGCCAUUGGAGAUGCCGACUCAGAGCCCGGAGCUACUGUCAAAUCCCUCAUUAAGUCCUUUGAUACAGUUGGACAGAAUGGACCCGGUCACACAGUUCAAAUGCAUUCCUCACCAAGAAGCCCGCUGAGUGGAAUUCCAGUCCGCACCGCCCCUGCUGCUGCCGUCUCUCCUGUCCAGAGACACUCGUACAUACGGCCACUGUCAAAGACUUUGGAAAAAAGAAUCAAUCAGGGGGAAUUCUCUCGUCCUCACGAUAAGAGCUGUGGUGAAGACAUAAAACCCAACAGCCUUAUGAGGAAGAGUCCUUCCCUGGAAUCUGUUAUUAAAACUCCCAUCUCCCUCGGCGGCCGCACGGCGUCCUUCAGCUUCAACCGUGGCAACAGCAAACUCAGUGUGGAAAGAAAGGACCCCUUGGCUGCUCUGGCGCGGGAGUAUGGAGGAUCUAAGCGGAACGCUCUACUGAAGUGGUGCCAGAAGAAAACAGAAGGCUAUCCGAAUAUCGACGUGACCAACUUCAGCAGCAGCUGGAGCGACGGCUUGGCUUUCUGUGCCCUCCUGCACACGUAUCUUCCUGCCCACAUCCCAUACCAGGAACUCAUCAGUCAAGACAAGGUCCGGAAUCUGACCCUGGCUUUCCAGGCCGCCGAGAGCAUUGGCAUCAAACCCUCCCUGGACAUCGAGGAGCUGAUGAAGACCGACAGGCCGGACUGGCAGAGUGUCAUGCAGUACGUCUCUCAGAUCUACAAGUACUUUGAAACAUGAGCGGUGAGGAGGAGGAGGAGGAGGAGGAGGAGGAGGACCUGUGCCCGCCGACGACUGGAGGCACUGCAGCACUUUUCCACUCAGUCUGUCAAACCCGCGUUCACCUUUCCAGACAAAGCAAGACAAGCAAAACGCUGCCACUUGAAUCCUCAUGUCGGACACCAGAGACGGGACUGUCUUACUGUCGUGAAGUUGCUGUGUUGUGUGUUAAUGCGUCAGCA
Molecule: messenger RNA, 3713 nt
Organism: Solea solea (common sole)
Lineage: Eukaryota; Metazoa; Chordata; Actinopteri; Pleuronectiformes; Soleidae
Gene: specc1
Product: sperm antigen with calponin homology and coiled-coil domains 1
Exons: 16
Coding region: 328-3492 (1054 amino acids)
Biological process (GO): actin cytoskeleton organization
Cellular component (GO): filamentous actin; microtubule organizing center
Molecular function (GO): protein binding
Source: RefSeq, a predicted model, not a curated record